Maniola jurtina (meadow brown) is the source of this 1697-nucleotide messenger RNA. RefSeq names its product myrosinase 1-like. The transcript is spliced from 8 exons. Gene Ontology annotation, biological process: carbohydrate metabolic process. Bases 119 to 1573 code for a protein of 484 amino acids. Gene Ontology annotation, molecular function: beta-glucosidase activity. The record is from RefSeq and is a predicted model, not a curated record. NCBI's taxonomy places the organism in Eukaryota, Metazoa, Arthropoda, Insecta, Lepidoptera, Nymphalidae.
ACAGGUUUCCUCGCGAUGUUUUCCUUCACCGUUUAAAGCAAGUCGAACUUACAUCGUCUAAAUAUUGAGGUCGUCACUCGAGGGAGCCAUCGAAUCGUUGUUGAGAAAAGAGAGCAGAAUGAGAAAACUACCUCAAGGACUUAAGCUUGGUGUUGCUACAGCAUCAUUCCAAAUAGAAGGUGCAUGGAAUACUGCUGAUAAAACGCCUCACAUUUGGGACACUAUGUGCCACGAUCAUCCUGAAUAUAUAAAGGAUAAGACAAACGCAGACGAUGCGUGCAAAUCCUUUGAAUUCUACGAACGGGACAUUGAAAUGCUGAAAUUCCUUGGAGUGGAAUUUUACAGAUUUUCCAUAUCCUGGCCAAGGAUAUUACCAACCGGUUAUGCGAAUAAGAUAAGUGAAACAGGGUAUCAGUACUAUAACAACCUCAUAAACAAAUUGCUCGCUAACAACAUUGAGCCUGUCGUCACUAUCUACCAUUGGGAUCUACCACAGAAUCUUCAAGACUUAGGAGGAUGGGCCAAUCCUCUAAUAGUUGACUGGUUUGGUGAUUAUGCAAAAGUUUUGUAUAAGUUGUUCGGUGAUCGAGUCAAAUCAUGGAUCACAAUCAAUGAACCAAAGCAAUUCGGGGUGUUUGGAUACGGAAUGGAGAGAUUCGCUCCCAGAAUCAACGCUGCUGGUAUUGGAGAAUAUUUAGCGACGAAGAAUAUUGUUCUUGCUCAUGCGAGGGCCUGGCAUAUUUAUGACGAGGAAUUCAGGAACACGCAAAAAGGUGAAUGUGGCAUAACAAUAGCCACGGACUUCCGUGGCGCAGUUUCAGAUUCUCCAGAAGACAUUGAAGCUGGUCUGGACGCUAUAGAAUUCGAGGUCGGAUUGCACAGCCAUCCCAUAUUCUCGUCAAAAGGCGGGUUCCCAGAUCGUGUUGUAAGGCGAGUUGCUGCCAAAAGUGCUGAACAGGGCUUCCCAAGGAGUAGAUUGCCAGAAUUUACAGCAGAAGAAAUUGAGUAUGCCAAAGGUACCAGCGACUUCUAUGGCUUCAACCACUACUCCACAAGAUACUAUACUCGUUCUACGUACACGCCUGGAUCGCAACCAAUACCUUCGUAUGCUGAUGAUCUUGGUGCAGAUUUCAACUAUCUGGACUAUGAGCCGGGCCUUCUACCUCAUGUUACUGUAAUACCACCUGGUAUACGAAAAGCUUUAAAAUGGGUGAAAGACAAUUGCAACAAUCCACCUAUAUUUAUAACAGAAAACGGUUUUGGGACAAUCGGAGGCGGGCUGAGAGACCCUGAAAGGAUAUCCUACUACAGGAAAUACCUAGAUAAUAUUCUGGACGCAAUAGAGGAAGAUGGGUGUAAUGUUGUCAAAUAUACGGCGUGGAGUCUGAUGGACAAUUUUGAAUGGGACAGUGGUUUAAGUGCCAAAUUCGGGCUCUUCCAAGUGGAUUUUGAUGACGAGAACAAGAAAAGAACAGCGCGGACAUCCGCGUUGUGGUACAAGAACCUAAUUGCUACGAGAACUUUGGAUAGCAAUAAGACGAGUAUCCCAGAGUUGGAAGAACAUGUUUUUUGAAAUUUAUUUUGCAGAGUUGUCGUUUCAAAAGGUCAACAAUACAGUGGAGACUCGAUUAAUCUGACUAAUUGUUGUCGUAAGGCAUUCGGAUAAUUGAAUGUAUGAGGAUAAGCGAUUUUUGUAC